Messenger RNA from Calidris pugnax (ruff), 3604 nucleotides. It is a transcript of the gene MMD2, whose product is annotated as monocyte to macrophage differentiation-associated 2. The record is from RefSeq and is a predicted model, not a curated record. The transcript is spliced from 7 exons. NCBI's taxonomy places the organism in Eukaryota, Metazoa, Chordata, Aves, Charadriiformes, Scolopacidae. Bases 50 to 790 code for a protein of 246 amino acids. Gene Ontology annotation, cellular component: membrane. Gene Ontology annotation, molecular function: pore-forming activity.
CCUCCUUUCCACAUCCCACCCCCCCGGGACUCUCCAUGGCACCGCCGCGAUGUUCGUGUCCCGACUCCUGGAUUUCCAGAAGACGCGCUACGCCAGGUUCAUGAAUCAUCGUGUCCCAUCCAACUGCAGGUACCAGCCGACGGAGUAUGAGCACGCAGCAAACUGUGCCACCCACGCAUUCUGGAUCCUGCCCAGCAUCCUCGGCAGCUCGGUCCUCUACAUCCUCUCCGAUGACCAGUGGGAAACCAUCUCAGCCUGGAUCUAUGGCUUUGGUUUGUCCAGCCUCUUCAUUGUCUCCACCAUCUUCCACACCAUCUCCUGGAAAAAGAGGCAUCUCAGGACUGUGGAGCACUGCUUGCACAUGUUCGAUAGGAUGGUGAUCUACUUCUUCAUCGCAGCAUCAUACGCUCCCUGGCUGAACCUGCGGGAGUUGGGUCCCUGGGCCUCCCACAUGCGCUGGAUCAUCUGGAUCAUGGCAACCAUCGGGACGGUCUACGUUUUCUUCUUCCAUGAGCGGUACAAGCUGGUGGAGCUGGUGUGCUACGUUAUCAUGGGCUUCUUCCCUGCCUUGGUCAUUCUCUCCAUGCCCAACAGAGAUGGCCUCCCAGAGCUGGUGGCUGGUGGACUCUCCUACUGCCUGGGCAUGGUCUUCUUCAAAAGCGAUGGCCGCAUCCCCUUUGCCCAUGCCAUCUGGCACCUCUUCGUGGCCAUCGGAGCUGGCAUCCACUACUAUGCCAUUUGGAGGUACCUCUACCGGCCUGGCACGCUGGAGGCUAAAACAUCUCGGUAGAUGCCUUAAAGACAUCGUUUGCACCAACCGGCACCAGGGGACACGGAGGGGAGCGGGGAGGCACCAUGGGCUUGCCCCAAACCAACCACUUGCCCCAUGACCAGCAGCUGCCGGUGCCCUUCCCGCACAGACAGGAGAGCCUGGAGGUUGAUUUUAAACACAUUUUUCUUUUUUAACCUCGGGAACUCUUUAUUUUUUUAGACAGGGGUUUCCUCACAUGGUGACCAACUGUCAGGGUCCGGGUGAUAGGGGAGUGACCACUCACCAAGGGCUUGGGGAGGUCUCGCUCACCCACCUCACCCCGAGCAUCCUGUGGGAGCAGGGGACCUGCCCCUGCACACCCCUGGCUAGUGACACCCUGGGUUUGGCUACCAGAGUCCUGAGUGUGGGCCACCUAGAGUACUGGAGGAGCUGGGGUGGGGGGAGAGAUGCAGAACUCCUGGACUCCCCCCAUGGGGAGUGGGGCACGUCAGCACCCCACACCCCCUGCUCGGCUCCUAAAUGGUCCUAAGUCACAUCAGCAUUAACUGCCCCCUCCCAAGUUCUUGAUGGGAAGGUCCAGAGUCAACAAAGCCUUACACAAGAUUGAAACUUGAAUCUCUUCCAGGGCUCCUCAGAGUCCCCGAGCAUUGGAAAACCCUUUCUCUAAGCCAGUAUUAAGUGCACAACCCGGUACGUCCCUCCCAGACAGGCCCUCAGAGCCCCCAUGGACAUUUCCUCCCUGGGGCUCUUCAUUUUUCCUCUCUGGUCCAGGUGCUGGCGACAGCCCCAAAGCUCAGCCCUGCUCCCGGGCUCUGCCCCCCGCGUGCCUUCACCUGAUGGGGAGCAGAGAGGGGGGUCCAGCUCCUGGCAUCCCCCUACCUGGGGUCACCCCAUCCACACCAGGGGAUUUUCUUCCUCUUCCAGGGAGAGGAACCUCCUUGGAUUGGGAUGAGGGGGCUGCCUGCCUUCUCUGCUCCCAAUUUGAUGAUGAGCCUUUUGCUCACUCUCAGAUUUAAAUCUACUUUUUGGGAGGAUUUCCGACAUUCCUGGGGAUGCCACAGGGAAGGGACGCACCUGUAGGAUGCUCGGAGGUGAGCUGUGAUGGGGAGGUCCUGGUGAUGGUUGGUUUUUAAACCCCCAACCACAGCUACCAGGUGAUGGGGUGCCUGCCCAGCCAUCGGGAGCAGCCCCGAUGCUGCUGGAAUGGGAAAACCACACCUGGAACUGCUCCCAAACAUGCCAGCAGAGCUGCUGGAGCGGGGAGGGUCUGGUGUGUCCUGGGGUCCAUGCCAGGAGGUGGUGGCAGAGCAGCACUGCCCUCAACCCUACCCCAGGAGCCCCCAAAGGCAUCGAUUUCCCAUCAUUUCUCUUCGGCCUCGUGAUUAAUCACAGCUGCAGCAGUCUUGGAUGCAACGUGGCAAGCAAAGGAGAUUUAUGGCCACCAUCCCGCAUCUCCUGUUUCUCCGGCAGCGUGCCAAGGAGCUGAGCUCCUGGCUCUGUCCCAUCUCCUGCAGAGCUUAGGGUUCCCCCGCCAACCCCAAGGCUGCGGCGCCCCGGGAUCGUCUCUCCAGGGCUGUGCCAUUUUGCAGCAAAUUACCAAAGAGAAAGCGUCCAGAUACUCCUCACCUCCUGACGUGGUGGCUGGGGUCCCAGCUCAGCAAAAAAUCCGGUGGGGUUUCACUUCCAUAGUCAGAAGGUUCCUAUAAAGAGCCCUGGGGUCAGUGCCUAGCAUGGGAAUGCUGGGGGUGUCUCUGCCUGGGCCCCACAAAUCAGUCUUGGGGUUGGGACACCUCUUGGGGUGAUGGGUGGUCUUAGGGACAGCUCAAUCUCUGCUGCUCCCUCUCCCAGGUCCCCGGGUCUGAGCCCUUGCUCCAUCACCUACCGCAGAUGGAGGGGUGGAGAAGGAUGAGCUGUGAGUACCCAGCAGCUGGUGGAGCACGUUUGGGGUUGGAAUAGUGGGAUAGGGGGUCCCAGAGUGGGAGCUGCCAUUUUUGCUGCCUGGCAAAGUCAUUACCCUUCUCUGUGCCUCAGUUUCCCCAUCUAUAAAAUGGGGGUGAAGACACCGACCUACCUCACAGGGCUCAUGUGAGGACCCCGUGAAGCACUCAGAGGACAACCAGUGCUUUACAAACACGGGCUUUGAUUUUCACCGAGUUUAGGGGACUGAAUCCCUAGAGCCACCCUGGGGCACAGUGACAACUGCAGCUCAGUGUGCCCGGCUCUCCUCCCCCUGGAACCACCCUGGGGACAGCCCGUGCCCACAGCCACCGGGCAAACGUCCCCUGGCAGGGGCUGAGGAUGCCCAGGGACCACCAGGGCAUUUUGUCCACAGCCUUCAUCCCAGGGGGUUUAUCUCAGAAGCUGUUUCACCACUGGGGGCUUUCGGUCCUAAAUCCAUCCCAGGGGCUCCCGAGGCACGAGGAGGUGCCAGAAGGACCUUUCUGAGGCCACUUCAUAUGAACGGGCUCUCUUGGGGACAUUGCCAUCCUGCCUUGAGCCUGGAUUUGCUGUAAUUGAGAAGCCCCCCCACCCUGACCCCCCUUCUCUUGCUUCCCCUGCAAAGCAGGGUGGGAGGCACAGAGCAGGUUAUCGGAUCGUCCUCCUAUUUUAUACUAAUUUUAAACGACUCGUAACAUUCAGGGUGUCUGUGGAGGAGGGUUUGAGGGAACUUUUUAGCAUCUCGUGUUUUUCACCGUCCAUUCUUGUUCAAUCAGUAUUUUCUAUUUAACACAGUAUUGGGUCAAAUUAAAAACAAACGUUAAGGAAGAUAAUGCUAGUGAAUAUUGUUUUCUGUGCAGUAGGAUUGAAAUAAAAACCUCAAGAUACCUCAAA